Messenger RNA from Morone saxatilis (striped sea-bass), 7822 nucleotides. RefSeq names its product intraflagellar transport 172 (gene ift172). Lineage: Eukaryota; Metazoa; Chordata; Actinopteri; Moronidae. Gene Ontology annotation, cellular component: ciliary basal body; axoneme; intraciliary transport particle B. Gene Ontology annotation, molecular function: protein binding. The record is from RefSeq and is a predicted model, not a curated record. Gene Ontology annotation, biological process: intraciliary transport.
UUGUUUGAAAUGUUCAACAUAGUUUGAUGUUAUGUAAUCUAUAAAUACACUAUCUCACCUGAGGCGGACACGGGAGGGGAUGUAGCUCAGUGGUAGAGCGCAUGCUUUGCAUGUAUGAGGCCCCGGGUUCAAUCCCCGGCAUCUCCACUAACCUUUUUCUCCCCACGACCAGAAAACUCACAAACUAAACUGAAUUAAUAAAGUAUUUAAAGUACUUACCGUUAAAUAGCCAAACAUUUACAUUAUAUUUUGUACUUUUGUGUCUGUCUGUUAUUAUAUAACUCGCUGUAAUCGUGACGCAGUUCACCAGCUUUGGAAACACGAAGCUUUAUAAAGACUGGAUCCCAGAUUUAGCUCACACACAGACUUUAAUCUUAAAUCUACAUACAUAUAUUGAUGCAUCGUCAAUAAUAGAUAAUAAGCUUUUAAUUAAAACAGACCCGCUACAACCACACGUGGCGUCUUUAAGGUAAAAAAAAAAAACGCCACUUGCAGCGUAAAGUAAACCAUCCAGUUAUAUUCACCACAUCCAGCGACACAUAGAAUAGCUUCACUACUGUCUUUUAUUUUGUAAUGUUGGACUAAAAUACAUUUUGUCGAAACAAAACACGCAGAAAGGACUCAUUAUUGAGACCACCUGACAUUUCCCACAGUUUUAAACGCACCACGGGUAACUAAGGAGAUCACAGUGUUUACUACAAAGAUGUCCUCCUCGCUAGCUGCUGCCUCGGCUCUAGUCAGCUAAAUGGCCUUAAUUAUGUAAAGAUUCCCGCUUUAUCUCAACACCAAUAACAUCUUCCCCGCUGCGAGCUUCCUAAACACUAAAGAAAAAUGCAACUGAAGCAUCUUAAGACGCUGUUAACCCCGCAGGAGGGUGCAGCCAAAGUGACCUGCAUGACCUGGGCACCGAAUAACACCAAGUUCGCUGUUUGCACUGUGGACAGAGUGGUGCUACUGUAUGAUGAGCAGGGAGAGAGGAGAGACAAGUUCUCCACAAAGCCCCUGGACUCCAAAUAUGGAAAACAGAGCUACGUUGUCAACGACAUGGCGUUCUCACCGGACUCCACCAAAAUCGCCAUCGGCCAGUCGGACAACAUCAUCUUUGUGUACAGAAUUGGAGAGGAUUGGGGCGACAAGAAAGCCAUCUGCAACAAAUUCGUUCAGACGAGCGCUGUGACUUGCUUGCUUUGGCCUGCAGAGCAUGCAAUUGUUUAUGGAUUAGUGGAUGGCAAGGUUCGCCUGGCCAACACUCAGACCAACAAGUCAUCAACCAUCUAUGGCACUGAGUCCUGCGUUGUCUCACUGGCAUCCAAUGUCUCUGGUAAAGGUAUCCUCUCUGGUCACGCUGAUGGGACAGUGGUGCGUUACUUCUUCGAUGACGAAGGUUCAGGGGAUUCUCAGGGUAAGCUGUUGAUGCACCCGUGCCCACCCUACGCUCUGGCCUGGGGUGCAAACGGCAUCAUGGUGGGCGGCUGCGACAAGAAGGUGGUGGCCUACAGCAGAGAGGGUCACGUCCUGCAGACCUUCGACUACACCCGCGACCGGACGGAGAGGGAGUUCACCGUGGCCGCCACCAGCCCCGGCGGGCAGUCUGUGGUGUUCGGCAGUUACGACCGGUUGCGGGUGUUUAACUGGGCUCCCAGGAGAAGUGUGUGGGAUGAAGCCAAGCCUAAAGAGAUUCUCAACCUCUACACCAUCACCAGCUUGGCCUGGAAGAAAGACGGAUCUCGCCUCUGUGCUGGAACUCUGUGUGGAGGAGUGGAGCUGUUUGAUUGCUGCUUGCGGAGAGCAAUCUAUAAGAACAAGUUUGAGAUGACCUACGUCGGCCUGAGCCAGGUGAUAGUGAAGAACCUCUCCACAGGAACGCGGGUGGUCCUGAAGUCCUAUUACGGUUAUGAGAUAGAAGAAGUGAAGAUCAUGGGCAAAGAUCGCUACCUGGUGGCUCACACCUCUGAUACGCUUCUGCUGGGCGACCUGCUGACAAAUAAACUGAGUGAGGUGCCAUGGCCCGGUUCUGGGGGAAAUGAAAAGUUCUUCUUUGAAAAUGAAACGGUGUGUAUGAUUUUUAAUGCUGGGGAGCUGAGCCUGGUGGAAUACAGCAACAAUGACAUCCUGGGAUCAGUCAGAACCGAAUUUAUGAACCCUCACCUCAUCAGCGUCCGACUAAAUGAGAGGAAGCAGAGGGGAGUCGAAGACAACAAGAAGCUUGCAUAUCUGGUUGAUAUAAAGACCAUUGCUAUUGUGGACUUGGCCGGGGGCUACAAUCUGGGAACCAUCAGCCACGACUCCAAGAUUGACUGGCUGGAGCUCAACGAGACCGGACGCAAACUGCUGUUCAGGGACAAGAAGCUGCGGCUCCAUCUGUAUGAUAUAGAGCCCGGCGUGAAGGCCACGGUGCUGAGUUUCUGCUCCUAUGUCCAGUGGGUGCCGGGCAGUGACGUGGUGGUCGCCCAAAACAGAGGAAACCUCUGCAUCUGGUACAGUAUCGACAGCCCAGAGAGCAUCACCAUGUUCCCAAUCAAGGGAGACAUCGUGGAUCUAGAAAGGGCUGAUGGGAAGACGGACGUGAUCGUGACAGAGGGUGUCAACACUGUGACGUACACACUGGACGAAGGCCUCAUCGAGUUCGGUACCGCCGUGGAUGACGGGGAUUAUGACAGAGCCACAGCAUUCCUUGAGACUCUGGAGAUGUCACCAGAGACUGAAGCCAUGUGGAAGACGUCAGCAAGCGGCUCUAGGAGCCACCAGCUGCCACAUUCUGCAGAAAGGUGUUUUGCUGCAUUAGGGGACGUCUCAACUGUACGUUUCCUCCACCAAACGAACCAGAUUGCCGACAAAGUUUCACAGGAAAUGGGAGGAGAUGGAACUGCCUUUUUCCAAGUCCAAGCCCACGUGGCCAUGCUGGAUAAGAACUUUAAACUGGCUGAGAUGCACUACAUGGAGCAGAAUGCCAUCGAUGAAGCUAUAGAGAUGUACCAGGAGCUCCACAUGUGGGAUGACUGCAUUGCAGUGGCUGAAGCCAAGGGCCACCCGGAGCUGGACAGCCUGCGUGCAAACUAUUACCAGUGGUUAACGGAGACGGGUCAGGACGAGAAGGCCGGUGAGGUGAAGGAGAGCGAGGGAGACUUCCAGGGCGCCAUCAACCUCUACCUGAAGGCCGGACUACCGGCUAAAGCCGCCCGGCUGGCCAUCGGCCACCCGGAGAUCACCAACAACAGCGACACUGUCAGCCGCAUCGCCGCCAGUCUCAUCAAGGGAGAGUUUUAUGAGAGGGCAGGAGAUCUGUACGAGAGGAUCAGAAACAACCAGAGAGCUUUGGAGUGCUUCUGCAAAGGAGGUGCCUUCAGGAAAGCGGUGGAGCUGGCUCGCCUUGCCUUCCCUGCCGAGGUGGUGAAACUGGAGGAGUCCUGGGGAGACUACCUUGUCCAGCAGAAACAGAUGGACGCCGCCAUCAACCACUUCAUUGAAGCAGGCUGCUCACUUAAAGCCAUCGAGGCGGCCAUCGCAGCUCGUCAGUGGAAGAAAGCCGUCCACAUCCUGGAGUUACAGGAGGAUUCAUCAGCAGGGAAAUACUAUGUGAAGAUAGCUCAGUACUAUGCCGCCAUGCAGGACUAUGAGGUGGCAGAGCAACUGUUUGUGAAAGGAGGUCACAUCAAAGAUGCUAUAGACAUGUACACCACAGCAGGACGCUGGGAGGAGGCUCAUAAGUUGGCGGUGAAGUGUAUGACAGAGGAGGAAGUUAUGGCUCUGUACAUCAGCAGAGCUCAGGAGCUGGAGAGAGAUGGGAAAUUCAAGGAGGCUGAGCGGUUGUUUGCCACGGUGAAGCAGCCUGACCUCGCCAUAACCAUGUACAAGAAGAACCGGAUGUUCGAUGAUGUCAUCCGCCUGGUGGCCAAACAUCACCCCGACUUGCUGUCAGAGACCCACCUGCACCUGUCCAAGGAGUUGGAGGCUGAAUCCAGAUUCUCAGAGGCAGAGUACCACUUCAUGGAGGCUGAAGAGUGGAAAGCUGCAGUCCACAUGUACAGAGUCAAUGAUAUGUGGGAGGAUGCAUACAGGGUGGCUAAGAACCAUGGAGGUGCUGGAGCCCAGAAGCAGGUGGCCUACCUGUGGGCCAGGAGCCUGGGAGGAGAGGCGGCCGUCAAGCUGCUCAACAAGUUCGGCCUCCUGGAAUACGCCAUCGAGUCUGCUUUAGAUAACUUCUCAUUUGACUUCGCCUUUGAUUUGGCUCGACUUUCCUGCAAGGAAAAGAUUCCUGAGAUCCACUUCAAACAUGCCAUGUACCUGGAGGAUGAGGGCAAGUUUCCUGAGGCUGAGGUUGAGUUCAUCAAAGCAGGAAAACCCAAAGAAGCCGUGUUCAUGUACGUCCACAACAAGGACUGGGCCAGUGCGCAGCGGGUGGCUGAGGGCCACGAUCCAGAGAGUGUGUCUGAGGUUCUGGUCGGCCAAGCCAAGUUCUGCUUUGAACAGAAAGAUUUCCAGAAGGCUGAAGCCUUCCUGCUCCGAGCCCAGAGACCCGAACUUGCUGUUAAAUAUUACAAAGAUGCAGACAUGUGGAGUGAUGCGAUGCGGAUCUGUAAGGAGUAUCUCCCCAACAAGCUCUCCAUACUUCAAGAGGAGUACGAGAAAGAGACCUCCAAGAAGGGAGUCCGGGGCGUGGAGGGCCUGCUGGAACAGGCCAGGGAGUGGGAGCAGUCAGGUGAAUACCCCCGGGCUGUGGAGUGUUACCUGAAGGUGAAGGAUGACUCCAACACGGCCCUGAUGGAGAAGUGCUGGAUGAAGGCUGCUGAGCUCUACCUGAAUAUGGAUCUCAUCAAAGAGGCAAUCGAUGUCUUUAUCGAGGGUGAGGAGUGGAACAAAGCCAAGAGAGUCGCCAAGGAGCUGGAGCCGAGGUACGAAGACUAUGUGGACCAGAAAUACAAAGAGCACCUGAAGAACCAAGGCAAAGUGGACUCUCUGGUGGGUGUCGAUGUCAUCGCAGCUCUGGACAUGUAUGCAGAGAGAGGCCAGUGGGAGAAAUGUCUGGAUACAGCCUCUAAACAGAACUUUAAGAUCCUCCAUAAGUACGUCGCUCUGUACGCUACACACCUGAUCAAGGAGGAGGAGGCUCUGAAGGCUCUGCAGCUCUACAUACAGCACGGAGCGCCGCCUAACCCUCAGAACUUUAACAUCUACAAGCGCCUGUUUCUGGAUCUGAUUAACCUUCCUGACACUGAUGGACCAGAGUCUUACCGAAUGUGGGCCGACCUCCGCAGUUUCCUGCUGCAGCUGUGUGAGAACAUGUCCAGGUCAGCCGAGGCCAACUCUCCAGCUCAUGAAGACUUUGAGCAGAUGCUUCUGAUCGCUCACUACUACGCCACUCGAUCUGCCGCAAAAGGAGUCGAGCAGCUGAUCAGCGUAGCAGCCAAGCUGUCGGUGUCUCUGCUGCGGCACACUGAGCUCAUUCCUGCAGACAAGGCUUUCUACGAGGCUGGGCUGGCCUGCAGGGCUGUUGGCUGGGAGAACAUGGCCUUCAUCUUCCUCAAUCACUUCCUGGAUCUGUGUGAUGCGAUUGACGAGGGGACCCUGGACGCUCUGGAUCACUCUGACUUCCUGGACACCGACAUUCCCUUUGAGGUUCCAGUUCCCACCAAACUCUGUGUCACCCUCACUCUGCGGUGUUCCUGCCCUCCAGGCUACCCGGUGCUGAGGAACAAGAUCGAGUUCUCGUCUGGGGGGAAAGCGGCCAACAAGGAAGACUGGAACAACUUCCUCAUGGCCACAAAGACCACUCACAGUCCAGAGUGUCAGGACGUCCUCAAGUUCAUCAGCCAGUGGUGUGGCGGCCUGCCGGCAUCUGGAUUCUCCUUCCACUGAUACACACACGCGCACACACUCAUGUUGUUUCAUUCUUCCAUUUUUGCUGCAAGAUUUUAAUUGUAGACACUCUUCUCCUUUUCUCUGUCAUUUAAAAAAAAAAUUGACUAGCCACCAACUUUCUUCCCCCCUGCAAAUGAAUUAUUUAUUAAACUUUUCAUUUAUAUUUUUCUAAAUGUAAAUUUUAUCUCCUUUCUUGGCUGUUUAAAUACUGUUUCAAAGCCUUUUCUGCACUUCCAGUUACAGUAUGUAAUCCUGUGGAAAUUUCUUAAUCCCCUUAAUCCUCCACUUUAUUUUGUAUUCAUUGUUUUUUUGCUAAAAACAGUCACAUUUAAAGCAGUUUAAUCUAAAGAUAACUUACAGCCUUAAAAUCAGGCACAUAUUCCAGUAUGUGGAACUGAUUAAUGUUAACGCCUGCUUAAGACAAUAAGUUCACAUUAAUGUAUUGAGAUGUUACUCUGGACAUGACCUUGGUUUAGCCUUCUGAAUUUACAUAAACCUUUUGCAUUGAGGAAGGUUAAAUCCUUUGACAUUUUGAGUAUUUUGAGUAUUUUGAGUAGUUUUGGCAAGAAUUAGAUGGGAAGAUAAAUACCAACAUCUCAUGUCUGUACGGUAAAUAUGAAACUAAAACCGCUUAGCCUAGCUUAACAUAAAGACUGGAUACAGGGACAUAGAUAUCUUGACUCUGAAGGUGAAACAGCCUCACUGUUGUGGUUUUACCUAGUUAGUCAAGAAACUUUGUUCCCUGUUUUCAGUUUGUGCUAAGCUAUGCUAACUGGCUGUACGAACAUGAGCGUGGUGUCGAUCUCCUCGCCUAACUCUCUGCCAGACAGCAAAAGUGCAUUUCCUAACAUGUUGAACCAUUCCUUUAAAAUUUGAUCGUCACAGCAAAAAGAAUAAAAGAUUCUAUGAAGCAAAAGGUUUCAAACUGCAUUAGUGGUGCAAACUCGUCACUGAAACCCAGAAUAUUGGGUCUUAUUGGGAUCAGUUUAUGCACCUGAAGUAAUGUGAAUGUUUACUUUUAUGAUCCUGAAUACAAGCAGUACAUCUUAAAAUCUAAAUAUCUAAUAAUAAAUCUAAUACAAUAAUAUUUAUAAGAUAUUUACUCCAAACUGCUCUUUCAUUGAAGCUGAUAUUGUAUAUUUUUGUUACUGAUCUCCUGCUGUGUGUUAGCUCCCAGCCCAAAGCUCAAAGACGUAAAUCUUUAAAAACAGCUCACAGUUUAAUUGUUUUAUUUAAAAUAUAAUUAUAAUACAUUCCUGAAACAGCUGGUCACUGUAGUUUUUAACAGAUGUCAGUCAAACAGGAGGAAACUGCAUUUGUUGGGCUCUAUUUUCACUCACGGAUUAACACGCAUUUGGUGUUUUGUGAAUAUUUACAGCAGCAGGACACUGAUGUAGUUUAUUUGGACAAUAAUGGAGCACAGAGGAAGAAGAUAGACACAAAUAACAGUUCAAUAGAUCAAUUUAUUGAUGGUUUUGGUCUUUUUUAUCGAUAAGAAAGACAUAGAAUAUCGUCACACUUGUUUUGCGUCAUUAAAAUCUGGAUGACGGGACACACGACCCUCCCACUGACCUUCCUGUGCUCAAACUAUAUUUUUGUCCCUCGACUGGUCAGUUUAUCCUGAGCCGUCGCCAUGGAAACACAUCCCUCCACUCUGCCGUAUCACCCAUAUAUCUCUGUCUCUCUCUCUCUCUGUCUGUCUUUCUCCUCUUUCUCUCAGGAUGGCAUCGCUGAAUAAAAAGCCAAAGGUUUUCUGCCUGAUUCAAUGCAGAUAUAUUGUGAUACUUUAACAGGUUCGACUGGGACUUUACGUGCAGUUAGAAGGACUAUUUAAUGUGUCUGAAAUGAGCUGUUUUCUGUGUGUGUGUGUGUGUGUGUUUGCAGAAGCAAUGCCUUUAUUGUGUGUUUGAUAUGGAUUGUAUUUUUGUUUAAUAAAGUUCAAAUAAAAGAUAGUUUUCAAGCA